AUGGCUGAUGAACCUCGACGUUCUGGUCGCGCGACCAAAGGCCAGCACAAGAACGCCUCUUCCUCGCCUGCUCCAACUCCAAAGCCUCCAGCGGCAGCCCCCGGCAAGGCUACGACAGCGAAGAGCAAGCCAACCAAGAAGUCUCAAGACCCAGAACCAGAGGACGAUGACGACGAGGACGAGACGAUACGCUGCAUUUGUGGCAACGACAACCCCAAAGACAAGCGCGCGUUCAUCGGGUGCGAAGCGUGCCAGGUUUGGCAGCACAACGUCUGUAUGGGAGUUCCCGACGAUGAAGACGACAUCCCAGAUCACUAUUUCUGCGAGGAAUGCGCACCAGCCGAGCAUGACGAGACUAUACAGGCCAUAAGCAGAGGCGAAAAGAUCUGGGAGGUCCGCAAUAAGAUCUUUCAGAACGAGAAGAAGAUGAGCAAGAGUAGGAAACAGAAGACCAAGAAUGGCGAAGAUUUCCGACCUGGCUGGUUGAAGAAAGACGUGCCGGCUGUGCCUGCGAAGACGCCAACACCUCCGCCUCCUACAGCGCCGGCGCCCAGCUCAUCAAAUGGCAUCCGAGACAACAGCAAUAAGCGGAAGCGCGAGGUGAGAGAGGAACCGGAGUCUCAUGAAGCCCCAGAAGAAAAGCCUGAAAAACCUGCGCGACAAGAGAAGCGACGCAAAUCAUCGGCAGCUCCCUCCAAAUCGACUCCAACACCUGCGGCAUCAGUCGACACUGACACGGCUUUGGUCGACAUUGAUCAGUUGCCGGACGAUCGGAAGAAAGUGGCAUCUUCUCUGGCAGGGGUCAUCGAGACUGACAUCCAGAAGCGCAUCAAAACAGGCUUGAAGCUCUCUGACGGUCAGACGGCGAAGUCGUCAGCUUUGCACCAUGCCGCACGGAUCGAGUACGCGCUUCAUAUGAACCACGGCGCUGGCCAAUCGGAAUAUAUUGCGCAAUUCAGGAAUCUCCUACCAAAUCUGAAGAGAAACGCGCUCCUGAUCCAACGUCUUCUCGAUGGAUCCUUGUCUGCUGACGAGCUCUCUACCAUGAGCAGCAGCGACAUGGCUAGCGAGGAACUGCAACGAGAGCGCGCAGAAAUGAAGGAAGUGCUCGACCGACAAGCAGUUGCCAUUGAGGAGCAAGGUCCAAAGUAUGCGCAAGACCACAAAGGAUACCAUCUGAUCGAAAACGAGUCGCAUGCAAGCAGUGAGGAUCGCGCACCCAAGAAUGCACCAAGCAGCAUUUCGCAGGCUCCUCCGCCUAGCGCUUCGCCUCCUCAGUCUACACAACCACCACUGGCUCUUGACACCAGCCGAGAUGGUGAACGCCGCCCUUCAAGCCAGCAAUUCGACAUGAACAACAUCUGGGCUAAGAGUGCACAGUCCCCAACUGGACCAACUCCACCCACCAUUGGCAAGCCGCUGAAAGGUGCCCCUCGACGACGCAGCUCUGCGCAUCCACCAAAGCCUCAAACCUUGAAUGGCGCAAAGGACGAUCCGGACAUUGACCGGUUGCUCGAAGACGACAAUGACGAUUACGUGCCUCCCGAUGCAGCAGGUGCCGAUGCCAUAGUCUGGCGAGGCAAGCUUGUACAAAGCUCAGAAGAGGAAGCUCCUACAGUGAACGCCCGAUUUGUGGCCGGCCGCGAUCUUGCGCCGACUGUCUCAUGGCGAUCAUUGCUUCCACAGCGAUUGUCGAUUGACGGUCGCCUCGCUAUUCAAAAGGCCGAAGACUAUGUGAGUGGCCUCCGAUGGAGCACGAGCAGUGAUGUCGCGGUUUUGUCGCUCUCACCCUACGAUAACGCCGAGGCUUUUAACAGCGUCUUUCAAUAUUUCCACUCCCGCGAGAGAUACGCUGUUGUAGAGAAGGACAAGCCGCCAAUGGUCAAGGACCUUUACAUCAUUCCAGUCGAGAAGGGGGGUGAGCUACCACCUCACCUGGACAUGCUGGAGUACUGCGCGAUCAAGAAGCCCAUCGAAGAGAGAAUGCUUCUUGCCACACUUGUCGUCGCGCGGGCACCGGAAAGCCCCACUAAAGUCGACAGCGCAGCUUCAGCGCAGUCGGUUGGUGCUAACGGGCAUCUUCCGCCAAAUGUAAGGCAGAGCAUUGGAGGACCCCAAGGCUCGCCGAUCACAAACCAGACGCCAUUCUCGCCGGCGAACAGUGCGACAGCAUCUGGCUAUGGUGCUCCAGGUGGCUUCCCGCCAAACCCUUACGGACCUCAAGCAUCGCAGCAACAACCGCCCGCUUACCCACCACCUCAGCAACAGUUUGUCGACAACCGCAUCGCCCAGGUUCUUGGCGAUUUGCAGUAUGCACCGACCGCGCAAACCAUUCUGCGGUCUGUUGAAGGAGGUCUUAGCGAUGAGCAGCUACAGAAUCUUAAGACGAUUCUAUCCGAGGAUGUCACGGCCAGGACAGACUUCGAAGCCUUGUCGAAGCGACUUGACGCGAAGCCAUAG
Messenger RNA from Pseudocercospora fijiensis CIRAD86, 2460 nucleotides. RefSeq lists its product as uncharacterized. The transcript is spliced from 3 exons. The coding region runs from base 1 to 2460 and encodes 819 amino acids. Gene Ontology annotation, biological process: transcription elongation by RNA polymerase II; transcription antitermination; DNA-templated transcription. Gene Ontology annotation, cellular component: nucleus. The record is from RefSeq and is a predicted model, not a curated record. Lineage: Eukaryota; Fungi; Ascomycota; Dothideomycetes; Mycosphaerellales; Mycosphaerellaceae. Gene Ontology annotation, molecular function: RNA polymerase II transcription regulatory region sequence-specific DNA binding.